Molecule: messenger RNA, 798 nt
Organism: Penicillium maclennaniae
Lineage: Eukaryota; Fungi; Ascomycota; Eurotiomycetes; Eurotiales; Aspergillaceae
Exons: 1
Coding region: 1-798 (265 amino acids)
Source: RefSeq, a predicted model, not a curated record
AUGAUGGGCUUCAUCUCAACCAUGGCUCGCUGUAUGCGCGAUGGUACAUUCUCUCGCAAGCACCGCACCGCCAAGCCUCAGCGUCUGGAUGAUGAAACAAAUGAUUUGAUCGAGACCAAUUCCAAUCAUGGCUCAUCGGUUGGAACAGAGAGUACUGUCUCUGCUUCCACGGCGAUGCACUAUGCAACCCUGGAACCCAUUCCUCCUAUCAAGUCACCCAAGCGCAAACAGCCGAGUCCGACCGACCUUGUACUACGAACGCUUUUCGACAAUGGCAAGGCACCGGAUGCUGCAACAGACCCUACAUCGAGGGCGUUCGCUGUUGCCGAGUACCCAGUCUACAAGCUAGACACGACCCCAACACCGGCCGAUUCACCGACGAAAAAGUUAGAGGAUGCAAUUGAUCCCGAGAGGAGAGAGUCGAGCCACAAGGGACGGAAAUCCGUCGAGUGGAUGGAUGAGAAAAUCAGGAAAGAAAUCUCUGUGCCAAAAACUAUGGUGGAGCGGGAUGAGGGACCGAUGAGGAAAGAGGCAGAGCCAAAGGACGCUAUGUCAAAGCUCAAGCGUUCCAAGACGCAGAUGCUGAGAAAGCGUUUGAAUGUGAAGUUUCCACGCGCUCCUCGGUCAAGCAGAAACUUGCGAGCCCAUGUACCGUCUGGUUGGAUUGAUGCCUCUGAUCUGGCCGAUGAAGAAUUCUUAAUUAAUGUCGAAGAGGAAAAGUGGUUGGAGGCUCACGGGCUGGGCGGCGGUAAAAACAUUGGAACGUGGAGCGGUGGGGGACUGGGACGGCCUUGGUGA